This is a messenger RNA of Aricia agestis (brown argus), 580 nucleotides long. It is a transcript of the gene Phf5a, whose product is annotated as PHD finger-like domain-containing protein 5A. The record is from RefSeq and is a predicted model, not a curated record. The transcript is spliced from 3 exons. Gene Ontology annotation, cellular component: precatalytic spliceosome; catalytic step 2 spliceosome; U12-type spliceosomal complex. Gene Ontology annotation, biological process: mRNA splicing, via spliceosome. Lineage: Eukaryota; Metazoa; Arthropoda; Insecta; Lepidoptera; Lycaenidae. Bases 117 to 449 code for a protein of 110 amino acids.
UGCAAUAAAUUGGCUUGCCUUUCGGCGUUGUUUUGAAUUAUUCAAUAAAGAUUUGAGAAUUGAGGUUAAGUUGAAGUUGUUUCCACACUCUAUUCGUUUAAAAGAAACAAUAAAUUAUGGCAAAGCAUCAUCCAGAUUUGAUCUUUUGUAGGAAACAGCCUGGUGUCGCUAUCGGUCGUUUGUGUGAAAAAUGUGAUGGCAAAUGUGUGAUCUGUGAUUCGUAUGUGCGCCCUUGUACUUUGGUGCGAAUCUGUGAUGAAUGUAACUACGGCUCCUACCAAGGAAGAUGUGUUAUUUGCGGUGGUCCCGGCGUGUCUGACGCUUACUACUGCAAGGAAUGUACUAUACAAGAGAAAGACAGAGACGGAUGCCCCAAAAUUGUGAACUUGGGUAGUUCUAAGACUGAUCUGUUCUAUGAGAGAAAGAAAUAUGGCUUCCGGAGACACUAGCAGUAACUUUAUCUAGGAGUAAUAUUUACUUCCUAGAUGUAAAACUAAAUGAACUUUGUGAGUUGAAACUUUAUAACUGAAAUAAGUGUGUACAAUUUAAGUAAUUGAAAAAUAAAAAAUUUUAUUGGUAA